Molossus molossus (Pallas's mastiff bat) is the source of this 435-nucleotide messenger RNA. Its product is annotated as hemoglobin subunit alpha-like. Gene Ontology annotation, cellular component: haptoglobin-hemoglobin complex; blood microparticle; hemoglobin complex. The record is from RefSeq and is a predicted model, not a curated record. Gene Ontology annotation, biological process: hydrogen peroxide catabolic process; oxygen transport. Gene Ontology annotation, molecular function: haptoglobin binding; oxygen binding; iron ion binding. The transcript has a single exon. The coding region runs from base 1 to 429 and encodes 142 amino acids. NCBI's taxonomy places the organism in Eukaryota, Metazoa, Chordata, Mammalia, Chiroptera, Molossidae.
AUGGUGGUGUCCCCCCACAACAAAAGCAAGGUCAAGGCCGCCUGGGGUAAGGUUGGCAGCAGUGCUGGCGACUAUGGCGCAGAGGCCCUGGAGAGGAUGUUCCGGAGCUUUCCCACCACCAAGACCUACUUCCCCCGCUUUGACCUGUCCCACGGCUCUGCCCAGGUCAAGGGUCACAGCAAGAAGGUGGGUGACACCCUGACCAACGCUGUGGCCCACAUGGACAACCUGCCUGGUGCUCUGUCGGCCCUGAGCGACCUGCAUGCCUACAAGCUGUGUGUGGACCCUGUCAACUUCAAGCUCCUGAGCCACUGCCUGCUGGUGACUCUGGCCAGCCACCACCCCUCUGAUUUCAACCCUGCCACCCAUGCCUCCCUGGACAAGUUUUUUGCCUCCGUGAGCACCGUGCUGACCUCCCAAUACCGUUAAGCUGGA